Zingiber officinale is the source of this 2681-nucleotide messenger RNA. Its product is annotated as granule-bound starch synthase 2, chloroplastic/amyloplastic-like. Bases 294 to 2423 code for a protein of 709 amino acids. Lineage: Eukaryota; Viridiplantae; Streptophyta; Magnoliopsida; Zingiberales; Zingiberaceae. Gene Ontology annotation, molecular function: alpha-1,4-glucan glucosyltransferase (UDP-glucose donor) activity. The transcript is spliced from 8 exons. The record is from RefSeq and is a predicted model, not a curated record.
GAAGAUGAUCCUUUUGGUCCACGCGAUGUUGAUACCCAACCCCAUCUUCCUCUGUGUCUCCCUGCGAUUCGCCGCCGUAUUCGACAAUGGCACACCGCCCACGAGUAUUCCUCUGGCUCCUAUUCGUUCUUUCUCCUCCUCCUUCGACUGCUUGCCGCCAGGUAUGCGCACGCCUCCCUCGUGUUGAUUUGGUGGGCGCUGGAGGAAUUUGGGAAGAAAAUCUAAACAAUUGCUAAAUUAUAAACCCGAUCGCGAUACUUCUCCUCCUCAAAUCCUCAUCCGUCCCCCCAAAAAUGGCGUCUUUCCGCUCGCAGCCUUUACUCCUCGAUGGCGUCGGCAGCGGCCCUAUUUUGCGUCGGAAUAAGACUACUCGCGGCGGUGGAGAGCUUGUGGCGGCGGGAUUCUUCAGGGAGGUAAACAACCGAGUGAAGUUUCCGGCGAUGGGUGCGCAGACGAGGUGGAAUGGUCAACUGGCCACCGGAAAAGGCGGCGCCUUUGAGGAGGCGAAGGAGCCAGAGUCGGCUGGUGCUGAUGCCGGCCGCGACGGCGGCGGCUCAGCUCAGGCUGCGGCUGCGGCUGCGGUGGAAAAGGGCAAGAAGGUAGUGGCAAUGCAGCAGAGAUUGGUCGACAAGAUUUUGGGGAGGAGGAGCCCGGUCUGGUCGUUCGAAAGAACAGCUGCUGAAGCAGAUAACGAUAUCGAUUCUACUAAAGAGGUUAGAACUUACGAUUCAAAUCUAAGUUCGUACAAUGGCAAUGCUACUACUUCCAGUGCUACAAUGGAACCAAAGGUGCAAGAUGUUGGUGGUCUUGAUACAGCCAUUUCUCCAUCUGAAUCCAAACUUCCCGCGGUAGAUUAUAAAUCUAGUUCUCGAGAUGAGACUCCUGAUACUGUCGAUGCGAAGGAAGAGGUUAUCGAUGCCCCUCCUCUGGCCGGGGUGAACGUCAUGAAUGUGAUAGUGGUGGCAGCGGAAUGUGCUCCUUGGUCCAAAACUGGAGGACUCGGAGAUGUAGCUGGGGCUCUGCCAAAAGCUUUGGCCAGGAGAGGGCAUCGAGUUAUGGUUGUUGUGCCGAGGUAUGGAAACUAUGCUGAACCGAAAGAUCUCAGUGUUCGCAGACGUUACACGGUUGCUGGAGAAGAUUUGGAAGUAGCUUACUUUCAUGCUUACAUUGAUGGAGUGGACUUUGUGUUCAUCGAUUGUCCAGUUUUCAGACACUGCGAGAACAACAUUUAUGGCGGAAACCGAGUGGAUAGUUUGAAACGGAUGGUUUUGUUCUGUAAAGCUGCAGUUGAGGUCCCUUGGUAUGUUCCCUGUGGUGGUGUGUGCUACGGAGAUGGAAACUUGGCCUUCAUUGCAAAUGACUGGCACACGGCACUCUUGCCAGUUUAUCUGAAGGCUUAUUAUCGCGACAACGGCUUGAUGAAGUACGCGAGAUCGGUUCUGGUGAUCCACAACAUGGCUCACCAGGGUCGCGGCCCCUUGGAGGACUUCUACCAUGUUGACUUACAGGAGCACUACUUCGACCUCUUCAAGCUGUAUGAUCCGAUUGGAGGUGACCACUUCAACAUCUUCGCAGCCGGCUUGAAGACCGCCGACCAAGUGGUCACUGUCAGCCAUGGUUAUGCUCGGGAGGUGAAAACUUCCGAAGGUGGAUGGGGACUCCACGGCAUUAUAAGCGAGAACGACUGGAAGUUCCGAGGCAUCGUCAACGGCAUCGACACAAAGGACUGGAGCCCUGAGCUGGAUGUGCACCUGCAAUCUGAUGGCUACACCAAUUACUCUCUGGAGACUCUACGAACGGGCAAAGCACAGUGCAAGGCCGCGCUGCAAAGGGAGCUCGGCCUGCCGGUCCGGGAAAGUGUUCCUCUCAUCGGCUUCAUUGGGAGACUGGACACCCAGAAGGGCGUGGACCUCAUUGCGGAGGCCAUGCCGUGGAUCGUCGGCCAGGACGCGCAGCUGGUGAUGCUGGGCACUGGGCGGUCGGACCUCGAGGAAAUGCUGAGGAAGGCUGAGAGGGAGAACCGCGACAAGGUCAGAGGAUGGGUUGGGUUCUCUGUGAAGACGGCUCAUCGGAUAACUGCCGGCGCCGACAUCCUUCUGAUGCCAUCGAGGUUUGAGCCCUGCGGGCUGAACCAGCUAUAUGCUAUGAAGUAUGGCAUGGUGCCGGUGGUGCACGCCGUCGGUGGGCUGCGAGACACGGUGAUCCCCUUUGAUCCCUUCAAUGAGACUGGGUACGGGUGGACGUUCGAUCGGGCAGAGUCGGGCAAGCUGAUCCAUGCCCUGGGCAACUGCCUCAACACCUACUGGAAUUACAAGGAGAGCUGGGAGGGGCUUCAGAAGCGGGGGAUGGAGCAGGACCUGAGCUGGGACGACGCGGCAAAGAACUACGAGGAGGUCCUGAUCACGGCCAAGUACCAGUGGUGAGAGCAUCAAUUAUCGAAGUGGCAGAGGUAGGAUCUUACCGCAACAGACACUUGAGCUGAGGCUUGUUGUAAACGGAAUGAGAUCAGUGAGCGGGCGUCCUGGCUUCAAUUACUGCAAAAUGAUUAUUUCAUAAUUAAAUACAAUAACAAUAGCUUAGGCUUUUCCCCUUCAAUGAAAUUAUGAACUUCAGUUUUGCCGGAAUAAGGAGCAACAGAUUAAACAGUAAUAAAUCUCAAAUAAAAAAAAUUGUUUUUUUAA